GGAGGGAUGGAGAGGGAGGAGGGAUGGGGAGGGGAGAAGGGAUCGAGGUGUCUCCCUAGCUCGCUGCCUGUGGCAAGUGGAGUUUUCAAAAAGCUCCAGCAGAUCAUGUCAUGACGACUUCGCUGCUCCUGCAUCCGCGCUGGCCGGAGAGCCUUAUGUACGUCUAUGAGGACAGCGCGGCUGAGAGCGGCAGCGGCGGCGGCGGCGGCGGCGGCGGCGGCGGGGGAGGCGGCGGCGCGGGCGCAGCUGGGGGCGGCUGCAGCGGAGCGAGUCCCGGCAAAGCCCAGAGCAUGGACGGGCUGGGCAGCAGCUGCCCGGCCAGCCACUGCCGCGACCUGCUUCCGCACCCCGUGCUGGGCCGCCCGCCGGCUCCCCUGGGCGCCCCUCAAGGCUCCGUCUACACGGACAUCCCAACCCCGGAGGCAGCACGCCAGUGCGCCCCGGCGCCGGCUCCCCCCACCUCGUCCAGCGCCACCCUGGGCUAUGGCUAUCCGUUCGGUGGCAGCUAUUACGGCUGCCGCCUGUCGCACAACGUGAACCUGCAGCAAAAGCCUUGCGCCUACCACCCCGGCGAUAAGUACCCGGAGCCGUCUGGCGCCCUGCCGGGUGACGACCUGUCUUCCAGGGCCAAGGAGUUCGCCUUCUAUCCCAGCUUCGCCAGCUCCUACCAGGCGAUGCCCGGCUACCUGGACGUGUCGGUGGUGCCUGGGAUCAGCGGGCACCCAGAGCCGCGUCACGACGCGCUCAUCCCCGUCGAAGGCUACCAGCACUGGGCUCUCUCCAACGGCUGGGACAGUCAGGUGUACUGCUCCAAGGAGCAGUCGCAGUCCGCCCACCUCUGGAAGUCUCCCUUUCCAGACGUGGUUCCCCUCCAGCCCGAGGUGAGCAGCUACCGGCGCGGGCGCAAAAAACGCGUGCCCUACACCAAGGUGCAGCUGAAGGAGCUAGAGAAGGAGUACGCGGCCAGCAAGUUCAUCACCAAAGAGAAGCGCCGGCGCAUCUCGGCCACCACGAACCUCUCGGAGCGCCAGGUCACCAUCUGGUUCCAGAACCGGCGGGUCAAAGAGAAGAAGGUGGUCAGCAAAUCGAAAGCUCCCCAUCUCCACUCCACCUGACCGCUUACCCGGCCACCCGCCCCGUCUAUUUAUGUUGCCGCUUUGUACCAUAACCGAACCCACUGAAGGACGCUUCGCCGGUGCAGACGAAUAUUUAAUGUUAACAAGAGAAAGGAACCGCGCAGCCGCCGGGAGGCAGAGAGGAUCCGAGAGCGCGCUCUGCCUCCCCUACUCCCCACCGCAUCUUCACUCCGGCUCCCAUGCAGAUGGGACCUACCCGGCCUCAAGGACUUUGGAAAUGGGUCCUGGUGGGCUGCGCGCGAGGAAGGCUGCCGGCCUCCACUCCCCCUCGCCGUCACCCCUCACCUUGCCAGGAAGCCGAGUGGCAACGAAGAGCCCAGUCAUUCCGACCGAAGCAGGGUUGGGGAACCCCAGAUGACCCCAUACUUGCCUCUUCCUUUGCCCAGGCAGGUUGACGACCCUCCUGAGGGUGCGGCCUCAGCGCAGGACCUGGCGAGCUCAGACUUUCCUUCCAGUUCCUCCUCCUGUUCCCUUUCCCUCCCGCACUCCUUUGUUAGGCAAAAUUUCCCAGUUAAGAUUUUCUGUGCAUAUUUUAAAAGUCGCAUUAAUAUUAAUGAUAAUUAUUAGGGAUCUGGCAUCGUGACUGGAGUACAGACAGCGCAAAGGUCUUCUUUGUUUCCUAUCUGUUUCAACAAAAGCUGGAAUUGGCCCAGAAGCCAUCUACCCCCCACCACUUAACGAAGAAACUAAAUUUCUUGGGAGCCGUCUUUGCCCCCACUCCCUCCUCUGUCCUGCUCUCUAA
Equus quagga is the source of this 1878-nucleotide messenger RNA. RefSeq names its product homeobox C13 (gene HOXC13). Gene Ontology annotation, biological process: regulation of transcription by RNA polymerase II. Gene Ontology annotation, molecular function: RNA polymerase II cis-regulatory region sequence-specific DNA binding; DNA-binding transcription factor activity, RNA polymerase II-specific. The record is from RefSeq and is a predicted model, not a curated record. Lineage: Eukaryota; Metazoa; Chordata; Mammalia; Perissodactyla; Equidae. Bases 111 to 1115 code for a protein of 334 amino acids. The transcript has 2 exons.